CCGGAGGACCAGGUUGGAGCUGAGGAGCGGAGGAGCGGACAUGUCCACCCUGGGCUGGUGGCGCCGCCGGGCGCCAGGGACCGUGCGGGCGCACUAGCCAGGGCGCGGGCUGCGCCUCGCUGGCCUCUCGGCCAGCAGCUGUGCGUGCGGUGCGGUGCGGUGUGGUGAGCUUUGCCUUCUCGAACUUCUACCCUUUUCCGAGACGGCUGGCAAGAGGAGAUCGGACUAGAUCCCAACGCCAGGGGGCUGGGUCCAGGUCCCUGGCAUUUUGACUGUUCCUGUGCGUAGUGGCUUGUUCAGAAGUUGCAGAAAGGAUCUGUUCCAACAGGUCCCUGAGCACUGGCUGGCACAGCUGCUGCGUCCUUCCCGUGACCCAUUUCGGUUGCUGCACUGACAGCUUUCCCUAGAGAGAUGAUGCCGCUCAAGCGCUUUUACUCUGGCAGAGCCAAGAAGUCCUGGGUCCCAGACCUGUAUGACCUAGACAGUGACUUGGCUCAGUACCCGGAUGCCAUCGUAGGAGGAAGUCCGACUGACUCUGAAUUUUCUCAUCAGAGGUUUCGGAAUUUCCUCUACGUGGAAUUUGUCGGGCCUCAGAAGACCCUGCUCAGACUCCGAAACCUCUGCCUGGACUGGUUGCAGCCGGAGAUUCACACCAAGGAGGAGAUCAUCGACCUCUUGGUCCUUGAGCAGUACCUGAACAUCCUCCCCGAGAGGGUCAGGCUCUGGGUGCAGGCCCGGCGGCCACAGACCUGUGAGAAGCUCGUGGACCUGCUGGAGAUGUACCACGAGGUGUACGGGCCCGAAGACAACGGUCUCAACAUACACAUUGAAGGCAGAUUGAACCGCAAUGGAGUAAACAACCCCCUCGCACGCGCCCUCUAUUUCUACAGAGACCGGGACCGGGAUUGGGACCAGGACUGGGAUCGAGACCGAGCCUGGGACCGGGCCUGGGACCGGGCCUGGGACAGGGCCUGGGACCGAGCCUGGGACCGGGGCCGGGCUUGGGAGCGAGCCCGGAUGCGGGAGCGGGAGCGGAGGGCCAGAAGCAGGGACCUGUCCUUGCGAGAGCGCUGGCCGUAUGGCAGGAUUCCCAGAAGCAGGUUUCCUCCCCGGGAUCUUUCCCUUCCUGCUUCGAUGGAGAGAGCGUUUGCGACGGAAAGAGGGCGCCGCCGUCGGAGCUUGAUGAUGCAGUACGAGUUGCAGUCCCAGGACACGAUGUCGUACCAGGACAUGGUGAAGCUCACUGAGGACAGGAAGGCGCAGAACUCGAUCAAGGACAACAUGGAGAACUACAGGAAGCUGCUGUUCCUGGGGCUUCAGCUUGCCGAAGAUGAUGGCCACUCCCACAUGACACAAGGCCAUUCACGGUCAAAGAGAAGUGCCUACCCAAGCACCAGUCGAGGUCUGAGAACCAUGCCUGAAGCCAAAAAGUCAACCCAUCGCCGGGGGAUCUGUGAAGAGGAGGCUUCGCAUGGAGCGAUCAUGGAAAAAUUCAAGGACGUUUUGCAAAACCCCACAUCCGCGAGACCGAGAGUACCUAGUGACCGGUUUCCAAGGGUCCCCAGAAGGGCAGACCACGAUUGGAAAGAAGUGUCCUUAGACAGAGAGUCAGUGAUUCAGGAGGGGGGCUGUGCAGGGAAUGCCUGUCGGGGAGCUUGUAAUUGUAACUCAAACCUUGUUUCCAAAAAGAAAGUUCUCGAGAGAAAAAGGCGCUAUGAGUUUGACACCGAUGGGAAGGGUUCUGCUCACGAUCAGAGAGACUCUCCCCGGAAGAAACCCUUUGAAGGGGGUGAGAUGAGAAGAGCCAUGAGCAUGAGCAGCCUUAGCCCCCCUUCUGCCGAGUCGCAGCCGCUUGAUUUUGCCGCCAUGCCCUAUGUGUGUGAUGAGUGCGGGAGGGCUUUCAGUGUGAUUUCUGAGUUUGUCGAACAUCAGAUCAUGCACACUAGAGAGAAUCUCUAUGAGUAUGGUGAAGCGUUUCUCCGUAGUGUGGCUGUCACUCGGAAAAGUGCGGCUCGAGGGAAAUGCUUUGAGUGUAAGGAGUGUGGGGAAACCUUCGAUAAGACCGUCGAUCUUGCUGAGCAUUGUCAGAUUCACUCUAGAGGGCAUCUCACAGAAUGUAAUGAUGAGGAAUAUGAGGAGCCCUUCAUGCCUAGCCCCACCUUCAGUGAGCUUCAGAAAAUGUAUGGGAAAGAGAAAUUCUAUGAGUGUAAGGUGUGUAAGGAAACCUUCCUUCAUAGUUCUGCUCUGGUUGAGCACCAGAAGAAAAUCCAUGGGAGAGAUGACAAAGAUGAUGAAGUCUUCAAGCCCAACCCAGCCUUUAAGGGGCUGCAGAGAAUGCAUGCUAAAGAGAAAAUGUACGAAUGUAAUGUGUGUGGGGAGACCUUCCGCCACAGCUCAUCUCUGAAAGAACAUCAGAAGAUUCACACCAGAGCAAACCUGUUUGAAAACAAGAGCAAAGCGUGUGAGGAAACCUUUAUUCCUGGUCAGCCCCUUAGAAGGCGUCAGAAAUAUUACUUACAGGAAAAGCUCUAUAGCUUUAAAGAUGAUGGGGAUGCCUUUGGGCAAAAGUUCCUGUUCCCCAGUGAGCAUCCCUCAGUUCAUUUUCAGAAGAAUUCCUAUGAAGGCAGGGCGUAUGGGAAGUCUGUCAUUCAUAGCAGGCCCUUUACUGAGUCUCGGAAGAGUCAUACUAUAACAAGACCACCUGAGAACGAGGACGAGAAGGCAUUCACCAUUAGCUCUAAUCCUGAUGACAACCAGAAGAUUACCACUAAAGAAAAUGUCCUUGAGAAGAAACCAAACGAGAGGUCUGUUAUUCAUAGCUUAUCUUUGGCUGAAGUUCAGAAAUGUCACAGUGCCGUGGGGCCCAAUAAACCAAAAGUGAUUGCAGAGUCUACCAUUACAAGCCCAAAUAUUCCUGAACAGAAAGUCCAUGCUGGAGAGAAGACCUCUGAAGAAAAGAAGAAUGAGAGGUCCGUUAUCCAUAGCUUACCCGUUUUCAAACUUCCCAAAAGUCCCAGUGGAAAUGAAUGGAAUGAGAAGGGAGGAUUCUCAAAUCUUCAUGCUAAGCAACAGAAACCUCCUGCCAGACCCACCCCUAAUGAAGGGGACAAGAGUAACAACUACAAGGACUCUGUUAUACGCCGUGUAUCUGGUACUGAACCUCCAAAAAGUCUUGCUGCAGAGGGAGCCAGUGAGUUUAAGAAGGAUGGCCAAUCGACUGUUUCCAAAUCAAAUGUCCCUGAACAUCAGAAGGCUCGUGCUAAGAAGAAAAACAUUGAGCGCAGGAACUGCGAGACUUCAGUAAUUCACUCCCUGCACUUCGGUGAACCUGAAACCUUUCUCCCCAGAGAGAAACUCUAUGAAUGUCCAGAGUGUGGAGAGUCCUUCGUUCGUAGCUCCGACCUCACUGAACAUCAGAAGAUUCACCAUAGAAAGAAGCCUUUUGGAAGCAAAAACUACGAACGAUCUGUUAUUCGCAGUGUAGCCUCUGCUGAUCCACAGACAAGUUAUGCUGAACAGCCAGUGCAGGUGAGAUAUGGCCAAGAGCCAGAAGGGAUGACUUGCAUUCAGCAGCCAGAGCAGGCUAGUUUUCUUGAUGAGCUAGUGGAGAUGAGUUAUGUGAAAGAGCCAGUGCAAGGUUACGGUCAGGAGCCAGUGGGGAUGACCUGCCUUCAAGAGCCAGAAGGGAUGACCUGCCUUCAAGAGCCAGAAGAGAUGACCUGCCUUCAAGAGCCAAUCCAGACUAGUUUCUUCGAAGACCUAGUGGAGAUGAAUUAUGUUGAGGAACCAGUGCAGGGUUACGGUCAGGAGCCAGUCGGGAUGAUUUGCAUUCAACAGCCAGCACAGGCGAGUCAUCCUCGCCAGCCAGUGGGAGUGAGUUCUGCUGGACAGCCAGCACAGGCAAGUCAUCCUCGCCAGCCAGUAGGAAUGAGUUCUGCUGGACAGCCAGCACAGGCAAGUCAUCCUCGCCAGCCAGUAGGAAUGAGUUCUGCUGGACAGCUGGCACAGGCAAGUCAUCCUCGCCAGCCAGUGGGAGUGAGUUAUGCUGGACAGCCGGCACAGGCAAGUUGUGCUCAGCAUCCAGUGCCGCAAGAAUGUAAGGACUGUGGGCAAUCCUUCGCGACCAUUGAAGACCUUGGUGCCCAUCAGAAAAUCUACACUCAGGAGAAGUUCCAUGGAGGUUCUGUUAUUCGGGGUGCAGUCGGUGGCCGGCCUGAGCAGGAAGAGCCUGAGCCGGAGGAGGAGGAGGAGGAGGAAGAUUCUGAGGAUUCAAUCUAUGGAUGUAAGGACUGUGGGCUGGGCUUUGCAGAUCGGGCCGACCUUAAGGACCAUCAGAAAGUUCAUGGCAGAGAGUACCUUGUCGACACUCGUGAGUACACUCAGUCUGUAAUUCACACCCAUUCCAUCAGCGAGUAUCAGAGAGACAACACUGGAGAGCAGCUCUUCGAAUGCCCAGCAUGUGGCGAGUCUUUUGUUCACAGCUCAUUCCUCUUUGAGCACCAGAAAGUUCAUGAGCAAGACCCAUAUUAUGGCCACAGGAGGUAUGAUGAGCCUUUUAUGAAUCCUUUCAUCCUUAACCCACAGAGGUUCCGUGCCCCACAGGCAAAUCCUACAGCGAUGUAUCUUCAGUGCCACGUGUGUGGGCAAGAUUUCAUUCAUGGCUCUGUCUUCAAUGAGCAUCUGGCACUUCACAUGGGAGAGGGCUCACCGGAGCAGGCCCAGAGGAGCAGUGACGCUGUCAGUGCAGGCUUGGCCCUCGCAGAGUUACAGAGAAGCCAGGCCGAAGAGAAGCACUACGAGUGUGGAAUAUGCGGAGAGGCCUUCCUCAGCCAGGCAGACCUGAGGGAGCACAAGAAAAUUCACGAGAAGGAUGAUGAGCCCUACGAUUACGGGGCUUCCUUCGUUCAUACCUCGUUUCUUACCGAACCCCCGAAGGGAGAUUCUCCAUUCUUUGAGUGCAAGGACUGUGGGAAGUCCUUCAUUCAUAACACAGUUCUCACUAAGCACCAGAAGUUCCAUGUGGAAGAGGAAGAAGCAGCAGCCCAGGAAGUCGAAGCCAAUGUUCUUGUUCCUCGAGAAGUUCUGCGGAUCCAGGGGUCGAACAUGGAGGCUGCCGAGCCAGAAGUGGAGGCCGCUGAACCGGAAGUAGAGGCUGCUGAGCCCAAUGUGGAGGCCGCUGAGCCCAAUGGGGAGGCUGAAGGACCAGAUGGGGAGGCUGCAGAGCCAAAUGGAGAGGCCGAACAGCCCAACGGAGAGGCCGAACAGCCCAACGGGGAUGCUGAUGAACCAGAUGGUGCAGGAAUCGAAGACCCUGAAGAGAGAGAUGAAGAGCUAGAGGGGAAGGCUGAAGAGCCAGAGGGGAAGGCUGAAGAGCUAGAGGGGAAGGCUGAAGAGCCAGAGGGAGAUGCCGAUGAGCCAGAUGGUGCAGGGAUCGAAGACCCAGAAGAAGAAGAUGAAGAUGAAGAGAUUCAGGUUGAAGAACCAUACUAUGACUGCCGGGAAUGUGGAGAGACCUUCACUACCACCUCGGCCUACGGGGAGCACCGGCAGACCCAUGCCAGAGUGAUCAUAUUUGAGUCUGGAAAUGUCUAUGGGGAAGGCUCCCACUACACUGGGCAGGCCAGCACCAGCACUCAGGGCAGCGAUAGGGCUGAAGACAAGUACUUCAAAUGUGAUGUCUGCGGUCAGUUCUUCUGCGACCGCCUCUCCCUUGCUAGACACCAGAACACCCACACUGGCUGAGAACACAAGUGGAAGGUCGGACAGCCUUUCCUGACUUAGGACCUGACCCUCACAGCAAAACCACAGCAACCCAUAGUAACGUCAGAAGGACACUUAGCUUGGCUUGUACACACUGACUUUUAACCUCGGAUACCUUGGACUGGAAAGGAACCGGAGGCGGUUCCAUUGGUCUUACCUCUUUCCCCGUCGUACACCAGUGCGUGCAUGUGGGGACGCCACAGCACAUCCCUUCCCUUUCAUCCUAGUGACCGGGUUGAGGGACAGUCCUAGGAGAGCUGAGACUACAGAAAUAGCCCCAACCAAAUGAUACCCCUGUAACCUACAUAUAACUUUCCUGAGCUGUAUAUAAAAUAGCAAAUCAUAGCAAACAGUAGUCACAGGUACUUGGAUUUAAUGAUACAGAGUUACAGUUUACUGUGCAGAGAUACCUCCGUGGUAUGCUUUGAUUUUUUUUUUUUAUUGGAAGAGGAAAUGAGCAACACACUUGUAAAUAUCUUAGUUCCUGUGAAAGAUUUGUUGUGCAUUACUUUAACCCCUUCAGUAUCUUUCUGAGUAACUGUGUUGUCCCUUACUCUUAAAUAUUCCUGUCAAGGUGUAGGCAUGCAAGAUAAUGUCCUUUCCUCUGUGCGGUUCGAAAGGAGUUCUUUGAGCUUCCUUUUCAGUCAUCUCGUCUACACCAACACCUUGUAACCUAAUGCUGUAUACGCCUUUGCAAUUUGUGGAUUGACCUUUUGUGACCCAAGUUGAUUCCUUGCCAUAUUGUACCUUGCAGUGAUUCUCAUGCAAAAAUACUGCAAGUUUGUGUUUGUUUAACCAACUUAAUGUGUGCUCGAGAGUGAAUCCACAAACGCCAAGCUUUUCCCUGUAAAUCUUGCUUCUUUGCCUUUAAGAGAGUGGGUUGCAACCAUCACUAGAUCGCGACAGUGCCUAAUGAAGGUUGAAACCGUCAGGAGAGCCUCUCCUGUUGUAAAUAUGGAUGCAGGUGACAACUGUCAUCACUUUUUGUGCGCUUUCUGCCUUAAGUGACACGUAGCAGCGUGGCUUUGUUAGUGUGUGCCGCCACGAGUCAGCUUGCACCUGGGCGCCCAGGAGCUUGUAUCCUUAGAGCUUUCUAUUACCGAACCUAAUUCUUGUCUUCACCUGUCUGACCCUCAGCCCCGUGUCUAACUCGCAUUUUUUUUAAAAAGAAAAGCUUUCUUUACAGUCAACCUAAGCUUAACAUGGACUCAGGUUCCCAGCGCCUUAAUUUGUUUUGUUACCAUUGUUCUCUCCUCGUUCAGCCCUCCUGAGUAGUUUUGAUCUGAUUCCAUUAAUUACAGAUCGACCUUACAGCUUGCGGUUUCCUGUGUCCUUUUCUGUGGGCCACUUGUGCUCCUUUUGCUUCCCCUCACCCCUGCGUCGUGACUAUUGAGAUUUUUUUUUUUUUUGGCUUUGUGUUGACUGGAAAAAUAAUUUUAAAAUUUAAAAAAAAUGUAAAGUGGAUCUGAUGAAGAAGUGAACAAAAGAUAAGAGCAGAUCAUUUGAGAAAGAAAAUGCCAAUGCUUUCUUUGGGAAUGUGCCCAAAUCUCACUCUCCUAGAUCUGCAUGGUUAGGGCUUGAGAGUGUCAGAGCUGCUGGGAGUGCCAAAGUCUGGAGGAGUUGUGGGGCUGAGGGCAUGGAGCAGAACGGAGGAAGCCAAAGAAAGGAGUCCUAACACAGCAGCAGACCGGGAGGGUGAGGAAGCAGGCAGAGGGAAACACCGGAAAUGGACUGGAAGGCCAGGUCGGUGAGAAUAUGGCCUGGGCACUUUAGAGGGGGCCAUCUGGAUGGCACAGUGGUGGCGAGGGCCAGCUGCAUUGAAAGACCAGAGGUUGGAACGGACAUCCGGAAAAAUGGGAGCAGGGCCCUUGAGAAGGGAGCCAUUGCUGAUGUUGGGGCCAACUCGGGUUCAUCCCUGUUGGCAGCACCAAUUGGUAGCUCCUUCUCCGAAAGCAACUCGCCAAAUGUCAGGGUGUUCGUUCCAACCUUGUGUUCGUGAAAAAUUAGGAACAACUUUGAUGCCAAACAAUAGAAUGAUUAAGUGAACCUAUGUUGAUUCUUACUCAGCUGUUUUAAAAAUGAUAAUCAUGCAGAGUUAUGUAGUAGCGUGGAAAUAUAUUUACAGAAUAUUAAGUGGAAAAAAGCAGGACACAGAAUUAUAUUUAUACUACAAUUAUAACUGUUUAAAAAGGUAUGAUUUUAGUCAACAGCUGUUGUGUUGUAGGCUUCUAGUUGAGCAUUAUUUUUCUUAAAUUCCUUGAUGUUCUUAAUGGUGGUGGUGUUGUUACUAAAAAGUUUAUAGUCAUGUCUCCAUUGUGAACAAAAUUUGAACUCAUUAUCAGAUACUUGGAAAAAUACAGAAAAGUGGAGGAAAACAAACAAACCAUAUUCCCACCAUCCAAAGACAGAUACAAUCUUUAGUAUAUUGUUUCUUGUUUCUGUGCACAGGCUUAUGAUUAUCACUGUGUUAAACUGUGUAUUCAAAGUUGAUGUUAUGUUACCUUGGUUUUCAAAUGUCCCUUAUUAAUAGUAUUCUGAUUUUAAAAAGUUUAUUAUGCUUCUAUUACAAGCAUAAUACAUACCCAGAGGAAAAAAAAUUGGAAGAUACAGUAAAUUAGAAAAGAAAAAACUUCACUCAUAUUCCCAACACCCAACAACUGAAUAUCUUGAUCUGUUUCCUCCAUCUUGUGCACAAACUUAUGGUGAGUGUUGAAUAUGUAUGCAUCAAGUCUACAGUGAUAAAAAGUGUGGAGAAUCAUUAACAUAGUGUUGUUGUUAUGGAAUUAUGGUUAAGUAUUUUGUCUCAAAUUCCUUGGGUGAUCUUUGGUGUUUUGCUAUUAAAUCUUAUGUAUUUUCCCAUUGCAAAUAUAAUACUCAGAAUUUGGGGGAAUUCAAUCAAAUAGAAAAGAAAUCCACCCAUAUUCCCAGCACCUAACAGCUCCUAUUAACAUCUGUCUGUACACCAGUCUGUGAUUGUUAGGGUGUUAAUGAUAAGUAUGCAUAGAGUCAAAGAUGGGAAGAAAUAUGGAAAGUAAUUAAGAAAUAGGUGUGUGGUUGUGGGAUUACAGUUAAGUAUUUUGUCUUGAUUUCCUUGAAUGAUCUUUAUCGUAGUGUUUUGGUAAUUCACUUUUAUUAUAUCUAUUUCCAUAGUAAUCACAGCGUGUGUUCAUUAUAGAAACUUGGAGAAAGUAGAAGAGAUACACCCAUAUUUUCAUCAUCCAAAGACUGUGGUUAACAUCUUGAUAUAUUUUUGCAUCUUGUUUCUGUGCACAGGUUUUUGGUUUGUUAAUAUGGUUGUGGUCGUUCUAUCUCUCUGUAAUAGUGUCACCAAUAAAAAUAAAGUUAACAAUAAGA
Messenger RNA from Myotis daubentonii (Daubenton's bat), 9114 nucleotides. RefSeq names its product paternally expressed 3 (gene PEG3). Gene Ontology annotation, biological process: regulation of transcription by RNA polymerase II. Gene Ontology annotation, cellular component: nucleus. NCBI's taxonomy places the organism in Eukaryota, Metazoa, Chordata, Mammalia, Chiroptera, Vespertilionidae. Gene Ontology annotation, molecular function: RNA polymerase II transcription regulatory region sequence-specific DNA binding; DNA-binding transcription factor activity, RNA polymerase II-specific. The record is from RefSeq and is a predicted model, not a curated record.